Molecule: messenger RNA, 6224 nt
Organism: Paramuricea clavata
Lineage: Eukaryota; Metazoa; Cnidaria; Anthozoa; Malacalcyonacea; Plexauridae
Source: the annotation of a GenBank genome assembly
CAACAAAUAUACAACAAUAUAACAAUAGGUAUAAAUAAUAAAAAUAUCUAUAUUUAUAGAAGGAAAAUUGCUGCCUGUACAACAGACACAAGAAUGCAUCAAGGUCUUAAAAAAUAAAAACGUCGCAAGCAGGAGGUGUAAUGAAAAGAAACCAUCAGUUAAAUGGAUAUGGACCAUAGCUGGACAAAUGUUGAAUUUAAAAACACUUAGAUGCCUCAAGGAUACAAGAACAGUUAAAAGACUGAAUGGAGAAAUAAAAAUACCUAAGCAAUUCUCCAUGGAACAAUGCAACAAGAGCGCUUCUGAACAAAAAUGGGUGUGCCCAUCUCAAGAUGUGGACUCUCAAUAUGUGAGAAAUAAUGGAACAGGGAAUUUAUGGGAAUGGAUAAAGCCAACUGAUGCUUCAUAUUUUCAAAAAUGUCCUGAAAACAUAUAUUCAUAUAAAGGUACAAUGUACAUCGUAAGAUUCGCAUGAAAGUAUAACUGCGUAUUAAAUACUCCUGAAUACAGGCCGAACAAAUUAACAUAGUCUAUAGUCUUCCAAACUCUGCAAGUUUUCUCUGGGUGCUCAGGUUUCUAUCUGGAUGUAUACUAGCAUGCACUAGCCUAUAGUAUUUAAAGGGAGGGAGAACAGUUUAGAGCUGAUAAAACCAACCUGUAUAUAAAGUCUAUACAGAAUUGCAUGAUAUAAAGAGAGAUAUCUAGUAAAAAUUAAAACUGUCUAUUUUCCCUGUUAACUUGACCUUGAAUAAGUGACCAUAAGGAAAAGAUUAUAACAGAAAUUGAACUAAUAGAGCUUUCCACGCAUGCACUACGGAAAAAAGAGUACAGAACAUAUAGGGCUAUCCAGUUUUUUCAUAUCCGUUUUUUCAUAUCUUGCUUACUUCUACAAAUAUUUUGAUCGAAAGAAAUGAAAUGUCCGCCAUCUUCAGUUUUUGUAGAUAUGCAAAACAGGGGUCACGCAAUAUUUUUUAUCUAGACAACCACUAAUCAUUUUGCACUCAAAACUAUACUGUCUGCCCUUCGAAAUAUCAAGAUCACUCAAAAUCUUUAAAACAUCUACCAAUCAAUAUUUGGUCAGCAACGAAUGCUUUUAUAUGGUUAUCCCGGUUGUGACGUCACUAAAACUACCGUUAAUGAGAUCAAUGGCGGAAAUCUCAUUACUUCAAGUGAAAGUAUUUCAAGAACUAUAAAGCAAGAAUGAUAUGAAAAAUCGGUAAAAGAAGUUAAUAUAUAGUUUCAAAUGAGAAAAUAAAAAUUUAUAUUGCCAUUUCCCUUUAAAUCACAGUUAAUAAAAUAAGAAUUAAAUACUCCAUCUAAAAUCUAAAACCUCUUUACUGCAUAUCUUGAAAGGUUGCUAUCGUUUUUCUGAUGGAAAUCAUACAAAACUAAUCAACAAGGCAAGAUGUGAUACUCUACAUAAUGGUACAUGCGGCCUCAAAAUACAAGCUCCAAUUGAUAUUGGAUACACUUCGUGUCAACUUGACUGGACAAAAUCUACCCAUACCAUCAGUGGUUUUCUUUGGUAUCCUUUUGAUGGAACAAUAGCAGGAGUUCAACUAAACGCAACACUCUAUCCAGUUACUCUGCAGGUCAGUCUCGUUUUCCAUCUCCAAAGUCUUCAAAAUUUAAUUAGAAUUAACCAUUAACCCGUGUUUACACUGCGAGCUUUCCCUCGCUCCGGCAUUUUUGUAGUCUAAACAAACCAGCUUUGACCUAUAGCCUAGCCUAGGCCUCGCCCGGAUCAGGAAUCCCGCAAAGCGUGUGAUUUCAUUGUACACGCGCGUGAAUACGCGGUUCACGCGAUAUUUUUUAAAUGCGAUAAUUAAUUUGUUAAUGGCAAAUCUCGCGUGUGAUUGCAAAACGGCACAUGAUAGUGCGGUACAAUCUCGGGGUUCCUGACUCAUAUAUGUGUAGCUAACAUUCAAAAGGGGGGAGGGAGGGUUGUUCCAUAAAAUGUUAUAGGCGGGGAUUUUCCGCCGGCUUUCCGCCAAUCCAACGCUAUCUAACCAGAAAGUGAAUUAAUUUAGGAACAAAUAGCCCUGUCGGAGGUCUUCAACAAAACAAGUUACUGGGGGAGGCAGUACACCCAUGACCCGCCCAGUUCCGCCCCACCCGACAUUAUAUGGGGAAGCGGAAAUUCACCAUAGCCCAUUACCUGUGAAGUCAUGGGGUUAAUGCCUAAAUUUGGCAUGAGUGCUAGGUAUAUUUGAUCAGGAUUGUGCUAUAACAAAAUACACGUUGAAAUUAAGUAUUCCCCCUUAAAAUUAUAUAACUGAAUGUUAUCGUUUCAAUAAUUUUAGAUUAAGAAUAUAAGUUUUCUCCUAUCUACAUGGAAAGGCCACUUGCUCAGACUAAAUAUAAAAUGCACUGAUGAUGAGGGAAGAUCAGAAAGUCAUUGUGCCUUACUCAAGGUUGAAGGAACCGCGACUGAGGAAGUAAGCAAAAUUAUCUAUUACACAUGACAUUAUAUGUACUAUUUAAUAUAUUAUAUUAUAUUAUUAGAAACUUAAACCAGUUACCCGUGUUACGGAAUUAAACAUUGGCUAGAAUAAAUCUAAUUCCUCAUUUUGUUUGUAAAUCAUUUAUAAUAAAUAGUAUGAAAGUUAUAAUCUUGAAAGGUUUGUACCAGUGCAGGUAAUGCCAAUAAUAAGAAAGUUUCGGAUUGAUAGGGAUGGAACUACCUGAAAAAUACAAGGAGAACGUGGACCUGCUACUAACUUCCGACGAAGGACCUUCGCUCAAAACGUCGACGUUCUCUUUUCAAGUACAAUCACUUUCAAAAGUUGUUGUGACACAUCUAUAGUUUUAGAUUCAAUCAAUCAAUCAAUCAAUCAAUCAACUUUAUUAAUGAGGGUAAACGCAUGACAGUGAAACUGAUGAACCAGCGGCCCUCCUAACUAUAGUACAGAAAUAAGAUAACAGAAUAAAUGGCUGCGUAUAAGCAUGCAUACAGUAGGAAUUUAAUAACUAAUGGUCUAGUAAAAGUUUAAAAUACUUUAAGAUGGUCCACAUUUAAUUUAAAAUGUGUAUUAAUUAAUGUGGUUUAUAAUGUGGUUCUCAAAGAUGACCUAAAAUAUUUCAAAAUCCUUUCAAAAUUAUUUUUUAUAGAUCCCAGUAUCAAUUGCAACAAGGACUACUGCCCCUCCUGUUUCACAAACUACGUCACAAAUUACGUCACAACCUGGAUCCACUAUGUUCGAAUAUCACCAAAUUAACAUGUCGUCAACAUCCACACCAUCUCAAAAACUGUCUUCAACGAAUACAUCACAACCUAGUGUUAACAGCCAAGAUCGAGAAGAAAAUAAAGACUCGUCAGUAAUUCUUCCUAUCGUUAUUGCAGCUGUUGCUUUGUUUUGUUUACUGUUAGCACUGGUUGUUAUAGUGAUCGUCUGUAAACGACGAAAAAGGUAUAUUAUUAUGUUUUAAUACAUCUAUUAUAGGAGUUUGUAAAGCCACGUAUCUAAUUAUGUUAUUAGAGCAAUUGUCCGAGAAGAUUCUACAUACACAAUUCGAAAUCUCGUUUUUCAUUUCCAAUAUUAUUGCACGCGUUCAGGGAUACUUAGACAUACAACAAGUUUGUCACAACUUUUUGUCAUAUAGUAAGAAGGCAAUUUUGUACAAUUUUAUUAUUAAAGAACACGUUACGAAGUUACUACUCAUUUCUCUUGUAGAAAAAACGACGAUGCUAAUCAAAACGAAGAACACAUUUAUGAAGGUAUCAUCAAUAUAUAGUUAAACCUACUAUAUUUAUACUAGAUCUUAUAGCGCUCGAUCUUUUAGCCGGCAUCACACUUGAAGAAGUUCAUGAACUUUUUCAAAUUUUUCGCAUUUGUGCAAAAGGUGUGACGAUAUUAUACGGACUCAUUGCAACGAUCUUUAAUUUAAAUUUAGUAAAAUAACAUUACUUUCCCCUCAACAUGAUAAACAUCAUCAAAUUACGUAUUGUUGCGAGGACAUAAAGCGUCGCUUAGCAGGUGUCAGUACGAGUGGAUAUAUUAUAGAAGUUUUCAGGUUAAAGAGGCAGGGGUCAAUGUUACGAUCAAUGGGACCAACGCUCUUGAGAGUCAGGACUGCUAGAUUUCGGACCAUUUGAAGAUUUUCUAAGUCAUUGAUACUGACAGUAGGUAGUUGAAAGAAAUGACAUAACUCCCAUGCAGUCAUGGACAAAGACGUUUAGUCAUUAUCAUCGAUUGUUGUUAAUUGUAUUGGAGAAAAAAGUCGUUAGCUGAGUCAGCCAACUAUAGAAAUUUAUGGCCCAUCGCGAUUUGACUAGACAUCUUUCACAUUGACUGGAAAAUUUUAAAUACUUUCAUAUUCUGUACUAUAUAGAAAAUAUAUGGAAAAGGUUCAAAAUGACAUGGAAAUUAUAUGGAAAUUCAAUUUCCAAAGUUUUACACACUUGCAUAGUAUGAAAAUUUUCCAGAAAAAAGUGAACAUUCUCUCUAGAAAACCAAGUAUGGAAAUGUUUCAAAAUUUCCAGUGAUUUUCAAAUAACUUCUGUCAGGCACACAAAAAUCUUCGACCUCUGUAGAGAGGUAUCCGUAUUAGAGAAGACUGGAGAAAGGUUCCGAUUUCACUUCCACUACCGCUACGAUUACGGGACCAUUAACCAUUCAGGUGCGUUUGAUAUUUAACAAAUAUAAAACAUUUUCCGUGUUGAUAUUCAGUUAUAUCAACACGAGUGGAAAUUGGGAAAACGAGAAAUUGUGUGGAAACACGUUUUCACACAAUUUCGAGUUUUCCCAAUUUCCACGAGUGUUGAUAUAACUGUAUAUCAAUACGGAAAAAAAUGUCUUAUAUUUGUUUUAUAAUAUAGCACAAAGAAACAUAAAGAAAGAAAUUUUCCGACGUUUCCGUGUUGACAGUGAGUUAUAUCAACACGACUCUUAGCCAAUCAGCGUUCAGAAUUUACAAACGCUACAUUAUAAACCCCUUUAACCAAUCAGAUGCGUAUGCUGAGCCAGGGAGAGGUUAUGGUAGCAGUAGUGGGCGUCAAAUCUGAAGCUCUAUUGUAUCUUAAAGAGAUGUCUGUAUUAGAGAGGUGCCGGUAUUAUAUAUUUGUCCAUAUAGUGAAUUGCCCAUAUAUUGGUGAAUGGACCUUUCACCUUUUGACUAAAAUUUAGAUCUCAACAAGUCUAGACAAAAAUUUUAUCACAGCUUGAAAGAGCAUCACAAAAUUAGUAAUAUUCCGAACUUUCGUUGCGAAAUGUUGUAAAAUGCGGAUAAUAUAGCCUUGCGAAGUUUGCAAUUUUCAGUCAUAUUUUGUAUUACGCGCGGGAAAUACAUACCUCCUUCAGAAAAAGAGUAUGUAUUUCCCGUUUGUAUUAAUACAAAAUGACUGAAAAACGGCAAACUUCGCAACGCUAUAGUAUCCGCAUUUUACAACAUUUCGCAACGAAACUUCGGAAUAUUACUAAUUUUGUGAUGCUCUUUCAAGCUGUGAUAAAAUUUUUGUCUAGACUUGUUGAGAUCUAAAUUUUAGUCAAAAGGUGAAAGGUCCAUUGUCCAUAUUAGAGUCUGUUACGUGCAAAAUUGUAAUAUCUGCUUAAUAAUUCCACCUACGCAGAACCCCAUCCUGUAGACAAUGGACCAGCCUCACCUAUCUACAUGGAAAUUGACGAUAUAACCAGAAGCAAGAGCAAGAAAAGUAAUAGCAGCAAAAAAAGAAACAAGAGUCAGUCGAGUGAAACACCGCCGGAUCCACUAUAUCACACAUUGGAGAAGCCAGACCGUGUGGAAAUUAAUAGCAAGAAAAGUAAUAGCAGCAAAAAAAGAAACAAGAGUCAGUCGAGUGAAACACCGCCGGAUCCACUAUAUAACACACUGGAGAAGCCAGACCAUGUGGAAAUUAAUGACAUUUAUGAAGCACUAGACGACGCGCCAAAGUCUCCCAAUCCCACGCCUCAGCCGUUUGAAAAAGAAUUAGAUGUUUAAAUUUAUUUAAGGAUACAUUUUCCAGAGAGAAAGACAUAAUGUUAAAUAUUUAUUAUUUAUUUCUAUAAAUAAAUACCCGUUUAUACACUUACAAUUUUCGCUGCAAUUUUCUUCUUCUGACGGAUGUGAACGAGUUAUAAAUGUUCAGAUGAGGAUAGUUGACCAUUUGCGUAAUAGACUAAAUUUUGAUCUAAACAAGUCUAGACAAAAAUUUCAUCACAGCUUGAAAGAGCAUCACAAAAUUAGUAAUAUUCCAAAGUUUCGUUGCGAAAUGUUGUAAAAUGCGG